GAGGCUGCAUUUUUAAAACAUCGACCUGGUUCACGGCUGCGAAUAAUAAGUGGAAAAACAUUUUAGCUACAAGUUCAUUUUAGUGAAGUAGAUAUUUGUUUAUUAAGAAUUUUAAAAUGCCACGAAGUAUUCUUAUCCCGGUUGAUGGUAGUGAGAAUUCAGAAAGAGCUUUUAACUUUUAUGUGGAGAAUUUGAUGAAAGCUGAAGAUACCAUUUUGAUAUUACAUGUUACCACCACACCUCACUUACCCACGUUUAGUAUACAUGAACCUCUGCAAAUGCCAGCCGCAGAAUGGACGAAGAAGAUUCAAGAGCAGGUGGAAAAGACACAAAAACUAGCCGCACAUUACGAAAUGUUAUGUGAAGCGAAAAAGUUGAAGAAAAAAACUUUGCUGGAAUCUGGUAAGCCAGGAGAAGCCAUUUGUGUUGCUGCGAAGAAAGAGAACGCAUCAAUGAUAGUGAUGGGAUCUCGUGGUUUAAAUGCCAUCCGUCGUACCUUCGUUGGUAGUGUUAGUGAUUAUGUCUUGCACCACACACAUGUACCCGUCACUGUCGUACCACCAGAGUAACCUGCUGCUCGUGCUAAGUUUAGUUCAAAAUUGAUUAUUUUUGUUUGUUCCUUCAGUUUUCAUCAUAGUAUAUAAUCAAAGCAGCACAUUUAGUUGAUAUUAUCUUCAGUUGUACUCGAAGACAAUGUGAUUUUUUGUUUUAUUUUCCCUUUUAAAGAAUGUAUACGAAUAUAUUGUUGGAUAAAGCUUGCUAUAUAUAUUGCACGUGGUAUCAAAAUUCUGGUUUAGUAUAUAUGUACAUGUUUUGUGGUUUAUAAAUAAUCAUCUCUAUGGUUUUAUAUUUUGAUUCUGAAUGAUUUUAUUAAUAUUUUCAAACACUUCCUUAGUUGGGCUUUCGGAUAGAGUACCAUCUGAAUGAAUCAAUGGUUUCUGCUUUGCUUUUAGUUUUAUCACGUUUCACUAAUGUGUAUGCUCUUUCGGGUUUUGAGAGUUUUUUCUUUCUAGUUUCCGCUGUAAAAAGAGUACAAUUGUUGUCUUGUUGUUACAAAUGUUGCGGUUGAUGUACUUGGUCAGUCAAAAAGCAAUAAACCAGUGUUAUUGUGCGAGACAAAUUUCUUUUAUAUUUAUUUUUGUGUUUAUUGUUAUAAAAGAAGUUAAUCGACCACUUUA
Messenger RNA from Hydractinia symbiolongicarpus, 1178 nucleotides. Its product is annotated as universal stress protein Slr1101-like. The record is from RefSeq and is a predicted model, not a curated record. The coding region runs from base 117 to 569 and encodes 150 amino acids. The transcript has 4 exons. Lineage: Eukaryota; Metazoa; Cnidaria; Hydrozoa; Anthoathecata; Hydractiniidae.